This is a messenger RNA of Penicillium brevicompactum, 2457 nucleotides long. RefSeq lists its product as uncharacterized. The record is from RefSeq and is a predicted model, not a curated record. Bases 1 to 2457 code for a protein of 818 amino acids. The transcript has 7 exons. Lineage: Eukaryota; Fungi; Ascomycota; Eurotiomycetes; Eurotiales; Aspergillaceae.
AUGGAGAGGAAACGAGAAUACCUCAAAUCCCUGAUUAAGUCCACCAGACACGACCCGAGUCCAGAGCAUGGAGCAAAUAGUUCCGCCGUUAGCUCAAGCUCCCUUGUUGUCAAAACCCCAGACAUACAAGCUUCAUUGGCGACGGCAGACAAUCAAGCUGCCGUCACCAAUGACCAAACUCAAGAAACAAGACAGAUAUCAGAAAGAAAGGCCAUCGACCUCCCCCCAGAUGAACUCUGGGAUCACGCAUACGAUGGUCUCAAAACCAGCGAGCCAGAGUUGCUCGAAGGCUAUGAAAAACUGCUUUCAAUGGAGCUUUUACCAGAGCAGACUGAAGAAAGCCGAGUAAUCCAGAUGGAUCAGCUCUUAAAUGCUGGCUUGGACAGGACAGCCAAGAUUGGUGAGGCAAUAAGCGCUGGGUUGACCACUGUCCCUAUUGCCGCUGCUGCGUGGACUGGUAUCUGCGUUGGUUUGGAGAUUUUCUCCAACGCUAUCAACGAAGCGAGUACGAAUCGGGAUGGAAUCACAAAGGUCACCUCCAAAAUGAAAUGGUAUUCGAGUCUCACAAAGAUUCUUCACCAAGAGGCCGCCAAAUCAAAUGACAACUUGAUAGAGCUGCGUGAAAUACUAGCCGGACGCGUGCUCGAUCUUUACGAAACCAUCCUGCAAUAUAUCAUUAAGACCGUCUGCUCACACCACCGCAAUCAAGGGCUGGUGUUCUUGAGAGGUAUGGUCAAGUGGGACGAUUGGGAAGGCAGUCUGAAUGGGGUCAACGAGGCUGAGAAGACCGUGAAGGCAGCAGCCGAUGAGAUUGGCAUUUGGCAGACUAGAACUUAUCUCGAAAUUCUGGUAAACAUGCAUCAGGAUCGGAGUGACGAGGAGCUAUUGAGGGACUGCUAUGUCACAGACAUGGACAACGACAUCCGAUCACUGCAAGCACGAAAAGACAAGUUACUCCCUGAAUCUUACAAGUGGGUUCUCGAGACACAGACUUACAAAAGUUUCACCAACUGGGACAACGGCAGUGCCAAUGGGCUUCUUUGGAUGAGGGGUGAUGCCGGAAAGGGGAAAACAAUGCUACUCAUGGGCAUUGUUGAGGAGCUGAAGGUUCAGCUGGAGACCCAUUUUGAUGGAUGCUGUCUCUCUUACUUCUUCUGUCGUGCCACGGAAGCAAAAGUCAACACAGCGACCUCGGUUUUGAGGGGGUUGAUAUGGAUGCUUGUGCGUCAAGAAAAGUCACUCAUACGUCACCUGUAUUCUUUCAAAGUCAAGGGCUCAAAUGCAUUCAACGACAACUCGGUGUUCUACAGUCUCAGAAGCGCGUUUCGAGCAAUGCUUCAAGACAGCUCCUUGAGGAGAGUAUACCUCGUGAUUGACGCCCUGGAUGAGUGCAAAAGAGAGGAGCCAGGGAUGGAGCAGCUUCUAGAGUUGGUCACUGAAACAGCUGGAAAUGACAAAGUGAAAUGGUUGUUGUCCAGUCGGAACGAGGACGACAUUGAAGACAUUCUUGCCGAGGCUGUCGACGCCUAUAUUGACCGCAAAGUCUCGGACUUGCGCGAUCGCAGCGAGCUAAAAAGGGAAGCUGGCGGCACUUUCUUGUGGGUAGCUUUGGUUGUCCAAGAGCUGAAAAGCUGCACUGCCGAUGAGCUGAUUGGAAGAGUUGAGCAAAUUCCCACCGAUCUUGAUGGUCUUUAUACGGGCAUGUUAGUCAACAUGAUCAAUUCCAAGUUUGCGACACAUUGCAAAAAAGUCCUUUUGGUGAUGACAAACGCAUACCGUCCUCUUCAUUUAUCUGAGCUGAUUGGUCUGGCCAAUUUGCCAAUUGAGUCUGACCAAGAGCAGAUAGUGAGACGAUGCGGGUUCCUUGCUUUGGGUGAUGAUAACAACAUCGCCUAUUUCGUUCAUAUGUCUGCAAAAGACUAUCUCGUCCAGGCUCAUGGACCUGAGCUACUGUCUUGCAUUUUUCCAAAUGGCCAUAUCGAGGGACACCACAUGAUAGUGACACAAUCACUUGAGUGUAUGAACCAAUUGCAACGAGACAUUUAUGGACUGGAGCGGCCUGGCUUCUGCAUCGACGAACUCCAGGGCUGCGAGGAUGAUUCUCUCCUCGAGCCCCUUCGUCUACGUGACGAUGGGCCUAUCAACGAGUUUUGGAAGACCCGUCUUCUCUACUGGCUCGAGGCACUCAGCCUGAUGGGAAAUUACUCAGUCGCAGUCUUUACAUCUAUCAAGCUGAUCAAGUUAAUAUCGAAUCUCUCACACCAAUCACAGUUCCUAGGCUUGAUUCAGGACUCACGUCGGUUUAUCCUAUCAUCUAGAGGCUUCAUCGAGAGGUACCCUUUAGAAACUUAUAUCUCGGCACUUGUGUUCGCUCCAAUGCGCAGUUUAACUCGCGAAAUAUUCAAGAGCGAGCAGCCCGAUUGGCUUACAACCAAGCCCCUUGUUGACCAGGAGUAG